GACCAGAGCCGGAGAGCAGCGCUGGGAAAGAGAAGUCCCGAAGUGCCGGAAGUGCGACUUUCGGCCGCGAGGAGGCGCUGAGUCAGCCGCUUGGCCGGCUCCUCGCUGAAGGCGCCGGCAAAGGAACGUCCCCUCCCACUCCGCCUCCGUCUCCUCUGCAACUCUGCCGAGCAUGCAGGGACUCGAUCUCCCCAUUCUGCAUGAAAGCUUCAGAGACAACAUCGCGGAUGUUCUUAUGCUUCAUUUCAGUGAGUUGCCCCUCGGUGCUGCGGGACUUCUCGCCUGCCCUGCGUGUAGCUUCGCUGGCGAAUGACCGCGUUCCAAGGGCCCGUCAAGAGCCAAUUGUGGAAAACGUCAGUAAUACUAAGAUAGGAUGGGCCUUGGUGAACAUGGACAGAG
Molecule: messenger RNA, 399 nt
Organism: Symbiodinium sp. CCMP2592
Lineage: Eukaryota; Dinophyceae; Suessiales; Symbiodiniaceae
Source: the annotation of a GenBank genome assembly